Messenger RNA from Ostreococcus lucimarinus CCE9901, 669 nucleotides. RefSeq lists its product with no specific name. NCBI's taxonomy places the organism in Eukaryota, Viridiplantae, Chlorophyta, Mamiellophyceae, Mamiellales, Bathycoccaceae. The record is from RefSeq and is a predicted model, not a curated record. Gene Ontology annotation, molecular function: RNA polymerase II complex binding. The transcript is spliced from 2 exons. Bases 1 to 669 code for a protein of 222 amino acids. Gene Ontology annotation, biological process: transcription-coupled nucleotide-excision repair; response to UV. Gene Ontology annotation, cellular component: chromosome.
AUGCAAUCGUCCAGGGCGAGCGCGGCGACGCGAGCGCGAGCGGUGACGACGACGAGCGAACUCUUCGAGCGUUCGCGACUGUUUCGAGAGCUCACGCUCGAUCGAUUGGAGGUGCUGAUGAAAUACACGAUAGGGACGGAUGAUGAUAUUCCACUUCCCGACGUUCCCAAGGGCGAGGGCGAUCGAUUGCGACAACACGCGAUCGACGUUUUAGAGGCGUGGGAGGCAAAAUUUAAGACGCAAUACAAGCAGCUCACGUUGGCUCGCAAAUUCGUCACCGAGCGCCUCGGUGAUGACGCGCCGGAGGCGCGCGCGGAGCGCGCGCAGCGACUCACCGCUGAGAAAGAGCGCGAAGUGCAGUCGAAGCUUCAAAAUCGAUGGCUGGCGAUAAAAACAGAGCUGCCCGCGUUGCUGGAUGAAAUCGACGACGCACGAAACGCCGCUUGCGAGUGCUUUCGUUUGCUCUUCGGUGAUCGAUUCGUGACGGAAUUCAACGACGAAUCAUCGUUUGCGUCUAAAGAUCGAAGUGCCUCGACGAGUACAACGGUCAAUGACACGAUACAAUCGAUGCGGGAAGACGAAUGCGAAGACGACUGGGAAGACGUCGUCGACGGCGCCGUCAAGGAUUGGCGGUUCGCGCAAGCGAUGCGAGGCGCUGAGAUUGAUUAA